GUCGACGAUCAAGAUCUUGACAAUGGCUGAUCAAGAAUUCGCAACCCUCCCGCCGGAUCCCUAUAAAGUGCUGGGUGUCUCGCGCGAUGCACAACUACCCGAAAUUCGAUCAGCUUGUCGCAAGUUAGUCCUUAAAUGUCACCCUGACAAGUAUCCAGACCCAGAAGUGAAGAACGAAAAAGCAAAGGAAUUCAAGCUUAUUGAAGAUGCUUAUGAUAUACUCAUUAACGAGACGAGGAGAGCGGCAUACGAUGAUAGGGUGAACCUGGCCAAGUUAAGAGCCGCCCAAAAUAACUCGAACGAUAGUGCAAAACUCUACGACGAAGCCGGGAGGCCCUUGUUUCGAGAAUGGAAACAGAAGGGCGACACGGAAAACGUACAGCAAGGCCAAGAGAAGAAAACCCAGGGAUUAAAGACAAGAGCGUCCUCGGGUAUUCUUGUUGCGCAAGGUAUAAUCGACGGCACGCAUACAUAUGCAAUCCCGGAUACCGGUGCUGAGUGCAAUAUUAUAACUGCAUCUUUCGCCGCUAAACUUAAGCUGAGAGUUAGGCGCCAUAAGGAGGGAGAUAAGGUUCGCCUUCGCGCAGCAAACGGGAGGUUUAUCGUCACACGUGGUACUGUCCAAGCCAACUGGCAAUUCGAGACAGAGACAUCACGAACAUUCAGAGUCACUUUUCACAUCCUUAAUGAGUUUAUGUAUGAUCUAGUCCUUGGAAAUGCCUUUUUAAUGAAAACCGGAACCAUGUCUCACAGAAAGGACCGGCUAUCUCGCAUCCCAAGGCCGGCUGACGCGUUAUCCGUCCUACGUGUGAACCUUCUAGGGCAGACGAGCCAAAGAGUGCGCGGGAAUGUUCGUACUUCUGAUGUCUUGGCACUACCAGAUUCUGGGUCGGAGCCGAACCUCUUGUCGUGGAGAUUUGUCAAGGAAAAAGGCCUGGAGAACUUAGUCGACUGGGAAAAUGAGCGGCUACUCCAGUUUGCGGAUGGAAGCCUCGGGAGAACAGAGGGCUCUAUCUGGACGAGAUGGGAAUUUGCUUCAAAUUUACGGUCGAAUGGGACCGGCAUUGAAGUUGAAUUCCAUGUUUCCCGCGAUUGUGUCUACGACGUGAUCAUCGGGCAAGACGUCCUCGAAGAGACAGACGCAUUUCUGAACCACGAGGAGGAUUUCAUCUAUGUCGAAUCUGAUCCCGAGUUCGCCGGCAUGAAUCUCGUUAUCUUUGCACCUAAGAAAGCGAAGAAAUCCUCAUCUCCCCAACGUGUGCAUGAUGCACUAUAUACGGAGUUACAACGUCUCGCCAAAGCCGAUGACGAGAUUAGGCGUCUAUCAAAGGGUACUAUACGGGGUGGAGCUCACUCCCAAGAAGAGAUUGCCCGUCGUACGUAUAAUGAGCGUAGUCGUGCCGAUGACCGGCGUGGCAUUUUACCAUAUCCGCAAUCACCACCGCCGCAACCUGAUAUCCAUGCCAAUCCACGCCAUGGCGGCGAUGUCAGGGGAUCAAGCAUUUCUCACACGAAUAGUAGUAUCUCUAAUUCUUUUACCAGGAGGGAAAGCCCCGAGGAAUAUCUACGUUCAGCAAAUGCCACGCCAACCCCUGAAUCGUAUCGGCACACUGGACAGACACAAGCUCAACAAAUACCAUCGAGGGUUAAAAAUCCAGUAACCGGCAAUACUGGAUCGGAAGCACCUAAUAGGAAUAAUCCAAAUCAGAUUGUCUCAUCUGGUAGUGCCUCGAAUAUAGAGAUCAUAUCAAGUACGUCUAGUAGUAACGGCAUAAAGAGGAUUCCUUUGCCUCGCACUCGGCGACCAGAACAGGAUUUUUUCGACUCGGAGAUCACGUCGGAGUUUUAUUUCAAUAUGGAUCUAAGAAAACCUCCAGCUGGACGUGCAUCAAUCGUGGAUUACCACAUGCAGAUGGAACCAAUACCAUAUUAUACUGGCGACCAUAGAUAAGCCGUGAAAACAUAACACCGAUAUAAUAGCAAGGUUUUUCCUACUCCUACAGCCGUAGCCCGUAUCGGCUGCUCAUAUAUUUUGGCGUUACAGUAUUAACAGGUAUCGAGCACUCGGAUUUGACAUAUCAUCAGUUUAAAUACUCUCCCGUGUCCUAAAGGGUAGGAUGUUUUAGAAGGAGAAUUAAAAGGCAAAAUCAUUUUUUAAGGAGCUGAGAGCAGGGUGUUUGGGUUAUUCGGCGUUUAUCACAUCGGCAAUUCCCCAGUUACAUUUAUGUACCUAAGCAACACAAAGGGGUUGAGACACCCCCCCCUCGGUUUCGAUAUUGAAGAACGAUGUUAUCUAUCCAAGAACUUGCAAAUUUAGCAAAGCAAUUCAAAUUUAUUAUAGUUACAAUAUG
This is a messenger RNA of Daldinia vernicosa, 2351 nucleotides long. RefSeq lists its product as uncharacterized. Gene Ontology annotation, molecular function: protein-folding chaperone binding; protein folding chaperone. The record is from RefSeq and is a predicted model, not a curated record. Gene Ontology annotation, cellular component: cytoplasm; nucleus. The annotation marks the transcript as partial. Lineage: Eukaryota; Fungi; Ascomycota; Sordariomycetes; Xylariales; Hypoxylaceae. The transcript has a single exon.